Kalmanozyma brasiliensis GHG001 is the source of this 312-nucleotide messenger RNA. Its product is annotated as Ribonucleoprotein LSM domain protein. The coding region runs from base 1 to 312 and encodes 103 amino acids. Gene Ontology annotation, molecular function: RNA binding. The transcript has 3 exons. The record is from RefSeq and is a predicted model, not a curated record. Gene Ontology annotation, cellular component: U6 snRNP; Lsm1-7-Pat1 complex; U4/U6 x U5 tri-snRNP complex. NCBI's taxonomy places the organism in Eukaryota, Fungi, Basidiomycota, Ustilaginomycetes, Ustilaginales. Gene Ontology annotation, biological process: mRNA splicing, via spliceosome.
AUGGCACCUCCAGGCGAACCAACACCCGCCGGCGCAGCCGCCGCCGCCGCUGCUCUCCCAACCAUCCUCCCUCUCGAACUCAUCGACAAGUGCAUCGGCUCCAGCAUCUGGGUGAUCAUGAAGACCGACCGCGAAUUCAGCGGCACCCUCCUCGGCUUUGAUGACUACGUCAACAUGGUUCUUGAGGACGUUACUGAAUACGAGACCACUGCAGACGGCAAGAAACACAAGGUCAAGCUGGGCCAGACGCUGUUGAACGGGAACAACAUCUGCAUGCUCAUUCCCGGCUCGGAAGGUCCUGAAGACGCAUAG